This is a messenger RNA of Sphenostylis stenocarpa, 333 nucleotides long. The record is from the annotation of a GenBank genome assembly. Lineage: Eukaryota; Viridiplantae; Streptophyta; Magnoliopsida; Fabales; Fabaceae.
AUGAAAAACAAAACCAUCUGUUUCUGCAUCAGAAGGCGCAACCGCAAGACAAAGGAAAGCAGAGUGGAAGAUUUAGAGAAACUCUCCCAUGUCAAGCCUAAGCACAAGGGGAAAACCAAAGGGUGUGAUCCAAGAACUUUUGUUGGUGAUGGUGAUGGUGGUGGUGGUGGCUUCAAUGUUCAUGGAGGCAGCAUAGUUGCUGGCAAUGAUGAAGGAGUGGCUGCUGCUGUGAUGACUGCAGCUCAUAUGUCAUUGAUGAGUGCCUAUGAUUGUCAAGAUGGAAGUGGUAAUUGUCACGGGGGAGAAUCUGGGGCAGAUGGUGGUGGUGACUGA